GCACCCAGUUCUGUCUGCUCUGCAUGAGAGUCUGCCCUUCCCUCACUACCAACCUCAGCUUCCACAAAACAUGAGUAUUGCAAAUACUCAUUGAACAUGAUGGGGUGACUAAAGCAGAAUAGUCGAAAUAUUCCUUUAUUUUUUACCGAGAUUGUCUACAGCGGGUUUCCACGCCGUACGUGAGCAGAACUCUAGAGAUCACAGCCCGACCUCCCCCUCCCGUCCCCUCCCCAGGUCCAGGCGUCCGGACUCCCCCCGGCGGCGGCUGCUGAUGGCACAGGCCGGGUCCGGGGGGCGGGGCUGCGCGAUGGAACAAGAUGGCGACCGAGCAGAGUUCCAAUGGUCCUGUCCGUCGCUCCAUGCAUGAGAAAGCAGUUGACCGUAGAAAUAUAAAUAAGGAGCACAACAGCAAUUUCAAGGCUGGAUAUGUUCCCAUUGAUGAAGAAAGACUGCACAGGACAGGGUUACGGGGUCGUAAGGGUAAUCUGGCAAUUUGUGUAAUUGCUCUUAUGUUUAUCCUGGCAGUGAUUAAUUUAAUUAUUACACUUGUUAUCUGGGCUGUAAUUCGAAUUGGCCCCAAUGGCUGUGAUAGUAUGGAAUUCCAUGAAGAAGGCUUGUUACGAUUCAAACAGGAGUCUGACAUGGGAGUCGUGUAUCCAAUGCACAAGAGCACAGUGGGAGGAAGAAGAGAUGAAGACUUGUUGAUCACUGGCAACAAUCAACCAGUGGUGUUUCAGCAGGGAACAACCAGACUUAGUGUAGAGAAGGACAAAACCUCAAUUACGAGUGAUAUUGGCAUGUCUUUUGUUGAUCCCAGGACCCAGAAAACUGUGUUCAGCACUGACUAUGAUACUCACGAAUUUCAUUUACCCAAAGGUGUGAAGACACUAAAUGUAUUGAAGGCAUCCACAGAAAGGAUAACAAGCAACCAUACCACAGAUCUCCAUAUUCAUUCUGGUGGCCAUGUGAUUGUGCGUGGAAAUGAAGGAGUCUUCAUCAUGGGCAAAACCAUUGAAUUCCGAAUGAAGGAUAAUAUGGAACUCAAGGCAGUAAACAGUAUUAUUCUUAAUGGGACUGUAAUGAUCAACACAUCACGGCUUCCAAAUUCAUCAAAUGGAGAGCUCCUUGUGGAUGAUGGCUGGGAACGCUACAAACUCUGUAUGUGUGCAGAUGGAACACUCUUCCGCAUCCAGGUGAAAAGCAGAAAUACAGGCUGUCAAACAUCCGAUAACCCCUGCGGAGUUGUGCUAUAAGGAUUACAAUCUACAAGUAGUGCACUAUUGUAAUGUUUCAAAUGAAAGAGAUCAAUUUAAUGCAGAACAAUCACCACUAUCUGCUCCAUAAUAAUACUGUCUUUUGUGAAUAGUGACAGGUAAAUGUUCCACUAAAAAAAAGUUAGCUGUUACUUUUCAGCAGACUGGCACUUUGUACCAAGAAAUAAACUAAAGAGUAAACUAUUUCUAUUCCUACUCCAAUCCUAUAGAACUAGCCAACAAGACUUUUCAAUGAAUUAAAAAAGAUCACUCUUAGUCAGGGGCUUAAAUGUUAUUAAUAACAAUGUUUAGUUUUCCAGGUCAGACUUCAAUUCAAGUUCAGCAAUAUGCAUUAAACUGAAUGUAUAAAAUGAGUGAAACAAUUUAUAUUGAUUUAAAAAUAGAAACAAAUGUCAUCAAAGCUGGGCUAUACAAUUUCUGUUGAAAACUUGGCAUUUUAUUUCUAUGUGUUAGAUUGUCACAAAGUAGUACAAAUCAAAAUCUGUUGGUAAAAUGGUUAUUUCAGAGAACCUCAUAUACAAAUUCCGCAGGAAUAGUUUUUCCAGUCUAGCUUUGCCAGGCGUAGAUUUGCUUUAUCAACUUUGGUUUGGAGGACAAUUUAAAAAUUGCUGCAAGUGUCGAACUACAACAUUUAGAGUUGCCUUUGGGUUUUGGCUAGUGAUAUGUGAACUUGUUAAGUUAUUCAGAUUAAUUCUAAUGAAUAAAUACUUGUAAGGUAGGAGACCUGGAGCACAGUUCUUUUUGGCUCUAAGUAGGUUUACAUAGUGGAAAAGAGGCUGGGAAAUAUCCCAUAUCAUAAUAGAGACAUUGUUCUGUUUUCCAAAUUACAUAAGAGGUAUCUUAUUAAGAUGUAUAAAGACGACAUACUUUUGUAUAAACAACCAAAACAAAAUGUAUGAUAGUACAGUCACGUAAAGAAUGAGAUCUAGUUGUUACUCGCUAAAGGGUACAAAGUCAGGCAUUGCUUGAUCCUUACUCUGUUUAAGCCUCUAUGCUGCUGAGUGAUAACUUGCCCAUUGGUUUUGGCCAAUGCAUAAAAUUGGACAGUUAGAAUACUCCAAAACUUUGAGAUCAGUUUAACAAAAUUGGACCUGCAUGCAUUUCACAACUUUUUUUUUGUCAGUGCAGUAAACUGAAUUUAAUUAUACAGCAGUUUUUCCAGAUAUCCAGCUGUGGCAAAUAUUCGCUAUGAACAAAAACACUUAGUUAUUUUUACUUGUUUAAAAAUUAAUAAUAGAAAUAAGUUUUAUUUUGUGCUUCUUGUUUAUCAUAUGACAGUAUUACUUAGAUUAUUGGUUUAAAAUCAUUCUUAUUCAGUAUUAUGUAUCAACAAAAUGUAAAGCAUAUUGAGAUAUGAUAAUAUAGCUUCUUUGGUGUUCUCUUUUGGGCUGCUUUUUAAGUAUGAGUUAUUUGGAAAACUAAAGGAUGGAAUAGAUUUAAUUAUUGACAUUAAGUGCUGUUAAAUACCUCCAGGUUCUGACAUAUAGUUUGUUACAGCUCAAUUAAUCAAAAGUUUGAUCCAGUUAUUAAAUUUAUUUUGGAUAGCUUUUAGUUUUGCAAUAAUAACGUAUCAUUUGGCAUAUUUAUUAGUUUUUUUUUAAAGUCUAUAUAAUGCAUGACAUUGAAUUUUCAGUUUUAAGAAUGAAGGAAAUGAUGAAUAAAUCCAAACUUCUAAUGGAACUAAUUCAUAUCAGCUGACCUUGUGGCGCUGUGUGUGAAGUCAAUUUUGGAAAAAUCAUUUACUACUUAUCAUCCAUAAAAUGUUUCAAUAAUGACUAAAUUUUAGAGGGUAUAUAUAUUUAAAUUUUGAUUUUUAAAACAGGUCUAUAUACACUUCUAUCCCCCACUGAGUGUACCUUAAGGUGCUCUGCUUUUUUUCUCAAUAAAAGAACCAACCAGUUCCCCUCCACCACCCUUUUCCAUCUGGCAGAACUGGUCCUCACUCUCGCAACACACACAAAAUGCUGGAGGAACUCAGUAGACCAGGCAGCAUUUUGUGUGUGUUGCCCAGAUUUCCAGCGUCUGCAGAUUUUUCCCUUGCUUUUGGUCCUCACCCUCCAGUUUUUCCUUUGUCUCCUUCCAUUUUCUCCAGACAAUUAGGGGUGGACAUGGACACCCGCAUGGGCUCCAGCUAUGCUUGCCUUUUCAUUGGCUACGUAGAACGGUCCAUGUUCCAAGCCUUCCUCUGUAAUGCUCCCUAAAUCUCCCUCUGUUAUGUUGACGACUGCAUUGGUGCUGCUUCAUGCACCCACAAUUUCACCGACUUUGUCUCCACUUUCAACCCUGCCUUUGAAUUCAUUUGGUCCAUUUUCUGACACCUCCCUUCCCUUUCUCGAUUUCUCUGGAGACAAGCUAUCGAACAACAUCUUUUAUAAACCUGUCAAUUCCCACAUUUAUCUUAACUAUAUCUUUUCCCACCCAGUCUCUUGUAAAAAUGCUAUUCUCUUUUCUCAGUUCCUUUGUCAUAGAAACAUAGAAACAUAGAAAAUAGGUGCAGGAGUAGGCCAUUUGGCCCUUCGAGCCUGCACCGCCAUUUAUUAUGAUCAUGGCUGAUCAUCCAACUCAGAACCCAGCCUUCCCUCCAUACCCCCUGACCCCUGUAGCCACAAGGGCCAUAUCUAACUUGUCGUAGCUGCAUCUGUUCCUGAGAUGUAGCUUUCCUUUCCAGGACAUCAGAGAUGUCCUCCUUCUUCAAAGAAUGGGAUUUCCCUUCUUCUACCAUUGAUGCUGCCCUAACCCACAUCUCCAUUUCCCAAACAUCUGCGAUCACCCUACUUACACCCCUUGAGCCUCCACAUUCAACACAUCAUUCUCCAUAACUUUCACCAUCUCCAAAGAGAUCCAACAACCAAACAUAUCUUAAACAUCCUCCUUCUUUCCACUUUCUGCUCAGAUCACCCACUCAGUGAUUCACUCAUUUGUUCCUCCCUACCAAUCUCCCUCUAGGGACUUAUCUCUGCAAAUGGCCAACAUGCUACAUCUGUCCAUUCAUCUCCUCCCUCAUCUUCAUUCAGGACCCCAAACAGUCCUUCCAGGUGAGGCAACACUUCACCUGCAAAUCUGCUGGGGUCAUCUGUUGUGUCUGGUGCUCCCAGUGCAGCCUCCUCUACAUUGGUGAGACCUGUCAUAAAUUGGAGGACUGCUUUGUCAAGCACCUCUGCUCCAUUCACCAAAAGCGGAAUUUCCCAGUGGCCAAACAUUUUAAUUCCGAUUCUCAUUCGCAUUUCGACAUGUCAGUCCAUGGCCUUCUAUUGUGCCACAAUGAGGCCAACCUUGUACUCCGUGUAGGUAGCUUCCAGCUUGAUGGCAUAAAUAUCUAUGUCUCCUUUGGGCAAGGAAAUUUUUCUUCCCCCACCCCCCCCCCCAUAUUCCCCACUCUUGCCCUUUAUUUCUAAAUGGCCUAUACCACCCCGUGGGUCACCUCCUUCCCUUUCUCCUAUGGUCCAUUCUCCUAUGACCCUCUCUCCUCUAUCAGAUUUCUUCCUCUCCAACCCUUUACUUUUUCUAUUUGGCUUCACAUUUCAUUGUCUAUCCUCCUUCCCGAAGAAGGGUCUCAGCCCAAAAUAUGGAUUUGUUUGUUUAUUUCUAUAAAUGCUGCCUGACCUACUGAAUUCUUUCAGCAGUUUGAGUGUGUUGCUUUGAAUUACCAGCAGCUGCAGAAUUUCUCAUGUUUUCAAUUUUUAAAACUAAAUAAAUUUACACUACAAUUGUAUUAUUGUAUUACAAGUUCUUUGGCUUCUAAAGUCAAAGAACUGCCAUUGUAAUUACAUAAAAAUGUAGCACUGAAUAAACUCCUGUAUUUGAAGAAUUGCCUUGGAGCUUACAAGAAAUAAAAUCCCAUAUACUUAAACAUGAUUGUAUUAAAAUUU
This is a messenger RNA of Mobula hypostoma (lesser devil ray), 5143 nucleotides long. It is a transcript of the gene sgcb, whose product is annotated as sarcoglycan, beta (dystrophin-associated glycoprotein). The coding region runs from base 318 to 1253 and encodes 311 amino acids. Gene Ontology annotation, cellular component: sarcoglycan complex; sarcolemma. The transcript has 6 exons. NCBI's taxonomy places the organism in Eukaryota, Metazoa, Chordata, Chondrichthyes, Myliobatiformes, Myliobatidae. The record is from RefSeq and is a predicted model, not a curated record. Gene Ontology annotation, biological process: muscle organ development.